AUGGCAUCAAAAGUUGUUCAUUUGGUUCAAGAUCAGAACCUUAAUAUUCACCCUGAUGGUACUUGGGUUUUAGGAAAGGGUGAUGCUUUCAUAUCAACAAAGAAAGGGAGACUUGGUGGAAGGAAACCUCUGGGAGAUCUAUCACAUUGGGGGGAGCCUGAUUUUACCAAGGCAUCAAAAAAGCCCGCUCUCACUAACUUUCUCGAAAUCAUUGCUGACUCUAGCAGUAAGAAAGGCUCGUCCAAAACCUCAGGCAAACUGCAGAUCAAUAUGCACCGAAAGCCUCUAUCUGAUGUUUCUAACACAAUGGAACCACUUUUACAUAAGACUUCAAGUGUUUUGGCAGAGUAAUCAUCUUUUGAUUACGAGAAGGAAGGCUUUUUGCAUGACCAUAAGCAGUGCAUCAAGGCAAGGAUAAAGGCUACCCAUAUGGAUGAAAUGGAUAUGUUUAGAUUGAUACAUGGACCAAAUUCAUCCAAGAAGCUUUUAUCUCCACCAAGAGCUUCUCUGCCAACCAAAGUCGGGGUAAAUUGGCAAGAGAGUCUGAUAAUGUACUUGGAAGAGAUACAUGAGGAUCAAUCCACCUUGUUGCUACCUAUCAAGCAAGGUUACACACCUCCUUGCAAUUCUCCUCCUUUAUCACCAUAUCGCUAUUCCAAUUUGCCUUCUAUAUGGGAGGACUAUGAUUUUCAGGUGAUGGGAUCACCAUAGUUUCCAAGGCACUGCUUCCAAACUCUGUAUGAUGUAAUGCGCCAUCAAUCAUCUUCAUAUUGAUGG
Molecule: messenger RNA, 777 nt
Organism: Argentina anserina (silverweed cinquefoil)
Lineage: Eukaryota; Viridiplantae; Streptophyta; Magnoliopsida; Rosales; Rosaceae
Product: protein PATRONUS 2-like
Biological process (GO): regulation of mitotic cell cycle
Source: RefSeq, a predicted model, not a curated record